AUGUGUACAGUGUGUUUUCAGUUGCUCAUACGGAUAGCGAUCUUUUUCGGUCUCGAAAAACUCAAGUCGCUAGGCACUGAUGUUUUCCCCGAGGGCGCCCUCUUGUCUUUGGAUCAGCAGAGCGCGUACGAUCGGGUCGAUCACGCCUGGAUCUUCGAGGUCUUUGAGGCCUUUGGGUUCGGUGAGCGUUUCAUCUCGCUGCUGCGCGCUCUCUACGAUCCCGAGACUCUGGGGGUGCGCUACCUUGUCAAUGGGUUCCCCACGGACUUGGUGCGGUUGCUGUGUGGUCUCGGUCAAGGGGAUCCCCUCUCGUGCCCGGUUUGGAACAUCACGUUCCAGCCCUUCCUCGACGCCCUCGUUCGGCGCGGGAUCGCGCUCGACCUGCAGAAGGUGUGGCCAGGGGGGCCGCGUGCGCAGCUUACGCAUCUGGCGUUUGCCGACGAUGCUGUGGUGGUGGUGGAGUCACCGGCGGCAUUGUCGAAGCUGCAAACGCUGUCGCAGACGUGGUACGAGGCUACCAACGGGAAGACCAACACGGACAAGACGCUGGUGCUACCACUCGGACCGAACUGGCUUCGGGACGAGACUGCGCAGGCGCUGCCAACGGUGCAGGAGGGGGAGAGCUUCAAGUGGUGCGGUUAUGCCUUCUUUCGCCACGGUGACUCGAAACUGUUUUGGACCCAUGUUCUUGACAGGAUCAAGGCCAAGACCCGCGCCGCUCGAGACCGGACACUUUCGCCGAGUGGGAAGGUUUUCUAUGCCAACGCUCACAUCAUCUCGACGGUCCUCCACGUGCUGUCCUUCGACAUACCGCCUCAAUGGUUCAUUAAGGCGGCGGAGACGGCACUUACGGACUUUGUCUGGGGAGGAGCAGGGCGAAAUACCGUCGCUCGCGAUUUCGUGUUCCAGGCUCGGGAGGACGGUGGCUUGGGUUUGAUUUCGAUUGGCGACAUCGUUCAUUCGGUGGCGCUUCGAUUUUGGGAUGCUGUGGCGGGCUCGGACGAGGCGAUCUGGGCGCCCCUAGCUCGCGAGAGCUGGAGGUCCCUCGUCGCUGCGACCCGCGAUUUCAGUCCGUGGGGGUUCUUCAGCAGCACGGCUCGGGUCGAGAAGCUGUAUCGCGACUCGACGCGCUGGGGGGCAGUCGUUGCAGCGGCCAGGGUCACAGUUCCAACCAUCAAGUCCGAACUCCUUACGCUUCCCGAAUUGCUCUCGCUUCCGCCUCGCCUCCCUUCACUCUAUGCUGAAGGUGCCCAGCACGCAUAUGACGAUGCGGACGCGGUGGCGAAGUUUGCGCAGAUCGCGGACCUGUACUGGAGGGACGAAGGGAAGGGAUGGGCUCUGGUUGGUCAUCGACGCGGGUUCUGGCAGCACUCUAAGGAACCCGCCCUACAGCACGAGCACGUGUGGUCGCGCGUGGGUCAGUUGCUCAAGGCGAAAGCGUUGCUGCCCAAGACCGCGUUGCGACCUGCUCGGAUACCUCUCAAGGAGGCUCCCCGUCCUCGGUGCUUCAACUUCUUUGGGUUCUCCCGACCUUUUACGAUUCGCAAGCUUCGUCGGCUUGUGAACAAGGUGCGGUUCCCAGGGAGGGAGGACCGUGUCAAGCGUUUCCCUGAUGGGACUUCUCAGAGCGAUAGGAAGCGCUUCUGGAGAUGGCUUCAUGACCGGUUCGCGUCUGCUGUCGAGCAGGACACCCACUGGCGGCUCAUGUACGACGUGACGCCGACGCGCAAGAGGCAGCAUACUCAGGGUCAUGCCUCUUCGCCGACGUGUCUGUUCUGCGGCAACGAUGCAGCGGUCAUCGAGACGGUGUCCCACUACUUUUUCGAGUGCGCGUACUCGACCAGCUUCUGGGGUGGGGUGCUACGCAUUCUGCUUGACAAGCUCGGCAUCGAGGAUACCGACGUCGAUCCGUCGACGUUCACUCCGGAGCAGCUGACUAUGGGGCUCCCCCUUUUGCGGGGUCGUGGGAGAACGACCUCGAAAUGGAUGUGGGUUCGGCUGGCCUGCGCGAUCGGCUUCCAGCGGCUGCACCUGCUCCGCUGGCGCGUUCAUCAGCGGUUCGAGCUGGACAACGUCGUGGCCCCUCCCUCGCUUCCCAGUACGCUCAGAGCGUUCGAGCGAGAUUUUCUCUCUCGAGCGGGUUUUGUGCCUGGGGUUCGAGAUUGGGAGGUGUGAUGACCGAGUUAAGUCCUUCCUUCCCAUUUUCCUCCCCUGCUCUCUCUCCCCUCCUUUCCUCCCUUCCUUUUCGGAGGUCGACUUUUCUUUCAGAAGCUGACUGUCUUGAAACUUGUUGCGCAGUGGAAGGCUGCGCACCUCUCCCUCUCUCUACUUUGUGCAGUAGCGGUUUUCGUUCUUGGAUGGAUCGGCAAGCCGGGUCGAUCGUCGUUGCGUUGGAGGCUUUGUGAAGUUCUCCCCUCUCUUUCCCCCCCUUUCUCCCUUCUCUUCCUCAUCUCGUUCCUGUUGCUCGGUUGUUGACUACGCUUCAGCCACUUCUCCUUUUAUUCCUAAGCCGUGUGUUGGAUUCCGUCGAAUAGAUCGUUCGUUCGCGUUGGUCAAGAUCUACGGCAUGGAUCGGGAAGAAAGGUCGCUCGUUUUUUUGGUCAAUAUCCUCGCGUCAAGGCGAGGCUCGUUUCGUUGUAUUGGAUCGUUUUCGCUCGGCCCUGACGGCUCAACAGCCAGCACUCGAGACUCAGCCAAGGGAGGACAUCAGGCGCUGUCGGGGUGACGAGUAGCUGGGGCUUGGCUGCGGCCUGUCAGUCCCUGGGGACCUCUAGCUCUGGCUUCGACCCCCUCCCUUGGCCCCUCGGGUGUGUUCCCCUCCUCCUCCCCUCCUCUCUGUCUUAGUAUUCCUGGUUCUCCGUGUUUCCAGUCGUGAAUUUUUGUUUAUUCUCCCCUUUUCUUUCUCUAGGCGCUCUUGCCUGGUUUUCGAGUAUCUUCGCUCCCGCUCUUGGGACGUGAAGCGGCAGCAGUACUCACCGCCCGUUGGAGUCCGCGUUAGGUGCUCGGCGGGUUUUGAUCUGCGCAGCGCUCUUUGCGCGCAGGGGUUUGACUUUCACCCAAUUGCUUGCCGUCGUUGCUUUAUAACCUCUUUUAGCUCUUUUUCUAGCGGUCCCAGCCAACCCGAAGGAUUGCAAUUUAUGAGCCCCAGUAAUAAAAAAAAAAAAAAACACACAGCGACCCAACUCCUUCUCCCGGCUUGACUACUUUCUCCUACAAAGAGCUCACCAAAAAAGGCUCGACCAGGCCUCGACGAUCUACGACUAUCCCAAGGAUCUUUCCGAUCACCGACCGGUCUUGAUCGUACUGGCUCUCUCAGACGAUCUUGAUGCGGCUCUCCCACAGCUCAGCCUACCUACCACAUCCAACCAACUACAUCGAAUCAAUACCACAACCUUCAAGACGGUGGAAUUUCAGCGGAUGAUGGAAGGAUGGUUGGAAGGGGCAAGCGGGGAGGAUCCGGUGCGAGAGCUUGAGGAGGUUCUGGAGGCGUGCAGGGACAGGGGUGGGGAGAUGGCGAGGAGGCUGCAUCGGGAGCGGACGGAACGGAUGGAGUAUUUGGUGGGGAGGGUGCAGGAUCUGGAGGCGUUACCGGUAUGGGGGGAGGCGGAAACGGCAGAAUGGACAAGGACGUCCGAGGAACUCAAGCGGGCGGUCGAGGAGCGCGCGCGCCUACUCCGGAUCCGAGCCCACGUCCCCGAGAUCGCUUCCGAGGAACGACUGUCGCGGCCGGUCCACGCCAAGCUCGCGGCGCGGAACUCGGACUCCAAGAUCACAGCACUGCGCUUGGGCAACGGAGAGCUAACGCAUGACAUUGAUGUCGCUCUUGACCACACGCAGGCGCAUUUCCAGCGCCUCUACCACAUCGAGCCUCGUGAUCCGGAACGCGUCGACCGACUUCGGGACGAACUCCUCGUGCCGAUCAGGGCGGCACGGACUUGCGACGACCCGCGCUCAGAUCCGCUCUUUCUGCGCCGACUCUCGGAAGCGCAGAUUGAUCUCCUCCAGCAACCCAUCACCGAGGACGAGGUCGUGGCCGCGAUCGGGACGACGCACCCGGGGCGAUCGCCGGGCCCGUCGGGCGUGCCUUACGAACUCUAUCAGACCGCACCGGAGGCGUGGUCCAAGGUGCUGACCAAGGCCUACAACGCGAUGAUCGAGCGCGGUUCACUCUCUCCCAAGCAGGGCCAGGGACUCGUGCGCCUCAUCUUCAAGCGCCACAAGAAGAAUGCCGAUCGCGCCGAACUCUCGUCGUAUCGCCCCAUCACCCUGCGCGAGUGCGAUUACAAGAUUUUUACCAAGGUCUACGUCGCCCGAUUGAACCAAAUUCUGCCCGAUCUCCUCCCGCCGCAGCAGCACGGCUUCGUCAAGGACCGCCGAUCGGCCGACGCUGCACUACACCUUCGUCUCCUGAUCGAGGAACUUGGCGCGCGCAGGACCGAGUUCCCCGCGGCCGCGCUCUUGUCUCUUGACCAAUCAUCCGCCUACGACCUCGUCGAGCAUGACUGGAUCUUUGCCAUUUUCGACGCUCUGGGCGUUCCUACCACCUUUCUUCGCGUGCUGAGGAUGCUCUACUCGGGUGACUCGACCUCGGCGCGCUACAUCAUCAAUGGGUUCCUGACGGCGCCGGUGCGACUGACGUGUGGGCUCGGCCAAGGGGACCCGGCGUCAUCGUCGGUCUGGGACAUCGUGUUUCAGCCGUUCCUGGAUGCUCUACACCGUCGAAACAUCGCGCUGAAUCUCUCCAUACCUGCACUUCAUCCGUACCCACAGAGCCGCGCCAUUACAUCACUUGCAUUUGCCGAUGACGUUGUCGUCGCCGUCGCGGGCUUGGAGUCACUCAACUUGCUCGAUGACCUGGCGCUCGACUGGAGGCAUGCAACGAAUGGCCGGCUCAACACGGACAAGACGGUCGUCCUACCGAUUGGACGUCGCUGGGACCCUGGGGAACGGCCAAUCGUCGUCAAGGCCGCAGGCGAGUCGCUCGAGUGGAUCGGCCUCCCCUUCGACCCCAGCGGCGACACCGAACUCGCCUACGCGAAUCUCAUCGAACGGCUCGAGGCGACGCUGGAAGCGGUUCAGCAUCGCUGGCUCACGCACCACACCCGUGCCUUUUACGUCAAUCGGUACGCCAUUCCCAAGAUCCUGCAUUUCCUUGCAGCCGACAUCCCGCCGCCCGAAGUCGUCAAGAAGCUCGAUGACAUGCUCGUCGAUUUCGUCCGUGGGGGCAAGGGCAGGACCAGCUACGGCAGAGACAUUGUGUUCACCGCCAAGAACAAGGGGGGACUCGGGGUGAUAAGGAUGCGGGACGUUGUGGACGCGGUUGCGGCACGGCUCUGGGACGUUCUUCUCGGCGGUUCCGGCGCGAUUUGGCAAGGACUUGCGCGCGCAGCACUCCAGCGAGCUCAGCCCGACCUCGACCUGGCCACCGAUCUCUGGCCACAUCCAUCCACUCCCAUCCCCAACGACCUUCAUCCCCGAUGGCACGCCGCACUGGGCGUUCCGAAACUUCACGACGUGCAGGUCAACCCGAGGGCCUUGACCACCGCGAACCUGCUCGCGCUGCCCACCCUGCUCGGCAGCCUCCACACCCCCAUCAGAGGGAGACAGACCAUCGACGCGGUUCAUGUACCUGACUACCUUCGUCUCCAGGGCUACCCGAAGGUGGCGGAUCUCUAUCGGCGCGAGUUGUAUGCGGGUGGGGGGUUUCACCUCUGGACGCCGCCGGCGGAUGUGCUCGGCGACAACAGCGAGUACGAUCGACGCGGGCUCCCGCAGCGACUGGCAAUCGCGGCCUGGUACCGGUUCACUGUCGAUCGACACAAGAACACCCCCUUGGCGGCGGCGGUGGCGGCGGGACGACUCAACGUGCCUCCCCGGAUCGGCACCAGCGCACCACUCGAGGCGAUCAUCCCCAAGCCCGUGGCCCGCUUCGCAAUGGAGCAGCGCCUUCCGGACCCGGUGCUUCCACAACAGGCGAGCCAGUAUACGCUGCUGAACAUGGCUCGCCCCUACACAGUCCGUCGCAUCCGCCGGGUCCUGAACGCGAAGGCAUUUACCAACAUGCUCGGGCUCAAGGGACCACCGCAGCCGGACGACCUCAGGAGCUUCUGGAAGGCAGUCAACUCGAAGGCACUGACAGCGAGGGAGAGGGAAGUUUGGUUCAAGCUGAUCCUCCGCUUCACCCCGACGCGCAAGCUCCAGCACGAGCAAAAGCAUGUCACUUCUCCCGCGUGCCUCGUGUGCGAAGCGCCGGUGGACGACACCGAUCACUACUUCUUCGGCUGCGUCGACUCGCGGAACGUCUGGACCGCGGCGAGGGGCGUGCUCUGCGACGAGCUCGGAUGCGACACGAUCGAGGACGCCGAGUACACGACGCUUCAACGACUCUUUGGCCUCCCCAAGCUCAAGGCCAAGCUCAGCGAACAGGAAGGCGCAGGCAGGACGAUCGAGAUCUUCACGGGGAUGGUCUUGGAGAUGAUCAGCAGUGGGAGAUGGAGGAUGCAGAAGCACGGGACGAGGAUGGAAAGCCUGGAGCGGAGGAGGGUGGUACUGGAGGAGAGGAUGAAGUUGAGGGCGGGGGGAGCAAGGGGCGGGCGAGGGCAGUAG
This is a messenger RNA of Microbotryum saponariae, 6606 nucleotides long. NCBI's taxonomy places the organism in Eukaryota, Fungi, Basidiomycota, Microbotryomycetes, Microbotryales, Microbotryaceae. The record is from the annotation of a GenBank genome assembly.